This is a messenger RNA of Ceratosolen solmsi marchali, 3681 nucleotides long. RefSeq names its product nucleolar protein 6 Mat89Ba (gene Mat89Ba). Lineage: Eukaryota; Metazoa; Arthropoda; Insecta; Hymenoptera; Agaonidae. Gene Ontology annotation, cellular component: small-subunit processome; UTP-C complex; CURI complex. The record is from RefSeq and is a predicted model, not a curated record. Gene Ontology annotation, biological process: rRNA processing; tRNA export from nucleus. The transcript has 11 exons. Bases 87 to 3542 code for a protein of 1151 amino acids.
UUUGUGCUCAUAACCUUUUAAAUCUAGCACACAUCGUACGUUGUUAUUUAAGGCGUCGAAUUGGGUAUGUUGGGAAAAUAUUGUUUAUGAUAGUGGAUUGCGUGGGUGUGGUUGAGAGGGAUCGGAAGCAAAGCGAGAUAAUGGAAUCGGAAGGAAUUGUAAGCUCCGAGAACGAGCUGGAGAAUGAUCGUGUGCCUGGGAUAAAUGGGAGAAAGAGGAAGGGAACGGAUGAUUUGAAGAAGCCGAAGAAAAAGAGGAGUAAAGAGAAGAAUGACUUGUAUAAGCGACCAACGGUGGAGGAGCUCAAUCAACUCAGAGAAACUGAGAAUCUGUUUCAUUCGAAUUUGUUCAGAUUACAGAUCGAGGAGGUUCUUUCAGCUGUUAAAGUAUCGGAUAAAUAUAAUAGGCUAUUUAAGCUGUGGUUCGAAAAAUUCGAAAACCAUUUAAAUUCAAUGGAGGAUAAUGUGGAAAUUGAGCUAAAUAACGAUACGUUGUUCGAAGAUUGCGAUGUAAGAAUACCCAUGAAAAAGUUGCCCAACGACUGCGCUGGCACUUUCAAAUUCUUAACACCUUCGAAAAUUAUGGUAGGUGGUUCGUACGCGAUAGAUACUGUUAUUGGUCCUGACGCUACGAUAGACGUAUUGAUAGAGAUGCCUCGAAGUCUAUUUAGGAGAAGCGAUUCGAAGAAUUAUGUGUACAUGAGAAAGAAAGCUAUGUAUCUGGCUUUCAUAGGCCACAAACUGGACAAGGAGUUAGUGCAAAGCAUGUGUUUUAUGGGAAAUCAUUCGAAUCCUAUAUUAAAAAUCAUUCCAAGUGGAAAAUUAAGCAAACGCUGCGUCGUUUAUGCUCAUCUAGUUGUACAAGACACAACUUUCCCAUUGACCAAAUUAAUACCCCAAAAGAAUAACGUAAAGAGUAACUGGUUUUUCAAAAGUAACGAUAACGAUGUUUCAGUUACUACUUCGCCAACUCCGCAUUAUAAUAGCACAAUUAUGUACGAUCUAACGACAUUGCAGGCAAAUGUUCACAAUAUCAAAGUGAUCAAAGAAUAUCCAAAUAUAAGAGAUGGUAUUAUACUGUUAAAAAUAUGGUUAAAACAACGAGAUUUCAGUAAUAAUUUUGAAACAUUUAAUGGUCAUGUUAUUACAAUGUACGUUUUAUAUUUGUUGUAUACAAAAAAAUUAAAUACAUUUAUGAGUAGUUAUCAAAUUGUCAGAAAUACAUGGCAGUAUUUGGCUCAAGUCAAUUGGUGCCAGUCGGGCAUAAGCUUGUGUCGAGACGAAGAAAUCAAAGAGCGAAUUGUCGAUUAUCAUAAAUACUAUGAUUGUGUUUUCCUCGAUUCGACUGGAUAUCACAAUUUAGCAUCGAAUGUAGUCGGGGAUACAUUCAAGUGGAUUGCAAAUCAAGCCGAAUUAUCACUUCAGUGCUUGAACAACACCCGCAUCAAUGGCUUUCAAAUACUUUUCAUGCGAAAAGUAAACUUUUACAAUAUAUUUGAUCAAAUUGUUUGCUUCUACAAUGCGAAAGCUUUGAAAAAUAUUGUUAAAGCAAACAGCGACAAUACCAGCGAACUGAAUUUUGGCUCCAACAAGUAUAUUCAAAUAGUGAAAUUUAUCUCAAAAUUUUUAAAGGAAGGUCUGGGAAAUAGAAUAUCGUUGAUCAAUAUUUUCCCGAGAAAACUAAAAGAGUGGGAAUUGAAUCAAGAAAUUCCAGACGACGUCGACAGACUGCACGUUGGCUUUCAAUUGAAUCCAAACUAUUGUUUCAGCAUUAUUGAAAAGGGUCCAGGUGCUAAUCUACCAGAAGCACACGCGUUCAGGAAGUUUUGGGGAGAUAAAUCGGAGCUUCGAAGAUUCAAGGACGGCACAGUUUGCGAGGCUGUUAUAUGGGCAAACGAGAAUGCAACUUCUUCCGAGAAACGUCAAGUACCUCAACAAAUUAUAAAAUAUUUACUCGAACAGAAGCUUUACUUAUUCGAGCAGGUUCACUUCUUCUUUUUAUCUAAUCAAAUAGAGGAAUUCCUGAGCCUGAAGAAGGUGCAAGUCCCGGCAUUCCAGUACAGCAACGAGGAGGCUUCGCUCCAGGCUAUCGUGCUCUUUGACUCCCUGAAGAAGCAGCUCUCAAAUCUGACCGAUCUGCCCUUGGAAAUAAGCGGCGUCCAGGGCUGUAGUCCCGUCUGCCGUUACACCGCCGUCUUCCCGCCCCUGGCGAGGUUCUGCCGAGCGGACGGUGUCAACGUCAUCGCCGGCAAGACCCAUCUGCGUCUCGCCGAGGAACCCAAGGACCUACCCCUCUACCACGAGCCGAUCGAGGCGGUCCUGCAGAUGUGCAUCAGUGGCAAAUGGCCCGACGAGCUCGAGGCUCUACGGAUGACCAAAGCCGCCUUUUACCUCCAAAUCGCCGAGAACUUGAGGAAAGAGAGCAAGCUCAGCGCCCACGGCUCCCUCAAUCACAUCGACGUCCUAAAGGAUGGCUUACCAUUUCGGCUUCGAAUAGCAAGUCAGAAGGAGAUUGGCCUGCUCAAGCAGUUAACGGACGAGGAUGGCGUUAAGAAGUAUCGGGAUACCGAAGAAUCGAUGGAAUUGGAAGCGAAGCUCUUCCAUUUGCCAAAAAUCACCGGCGCAUUGUCCGGAUUGCACCGACAGCAGCCGUCGUUCGGUCCAGCCUGUUGUUUGGUCAAGCGAUGGCUCUCGUCCCAGCUGAUCGACGAGUCCCACAUGCCGGGCAUCGUGGUCGAACUGCUCAUGGCCGCCAUCUACCUGGAGCCGCUACCCUACGAGUCCGUGCAGCAGCCGCAGGUGGCAUUCUUGCGCUUCCUCGAGUCCUUCGCCCGGGAGCACUGGAGCACCGAUCCCGUCCUCGUCAAUUUCAACAACGAGAUGACACGCGAGGAGACCGUGGACGUGGAGAACUACUUCGGGACGUCGAUGGGUACGCUACCGCCACUUUUCAUCGUCACCCCCUAUGACAGACGCUCGAGUGCGUGGACACGGAAGGCCCCGAACACGCUCAUCCUCAACCGCAUAAGCGACCUCUCGAAGGAGGUACUCCGGAUCGUCGAGAUACAGCUCUCGAAAGCGACGAGUCUCCUAUGUGGUUCACUCUUCGUGCCCUCGCUCGCCGAGUACGACUGUCUCAUUCGGCUCAAGGACUCGUUAAACCCCCGGCGAUUCCAAGCCGUAGACGUGGACGACAGUUUGCCUACUGUCGAGCUGCUGCCGGUUAAGAACAACUACGUGACGAAGAUGCCCGUCGUCGACUUUGUUCCGGUCGCCGAGUAUCUCCGAGAAUUGAGGAGUAUUUACAACGACUUUGCUCUCUUCUUCCACGAUACUUACGGCGGCAGUGUUAUAGGAGUGUUAUUAAGACCGCUGACCAACCAAGAAAGAGACUUUAAGGUCACGAAUGUACAUUGCCACAAAUUGAAUGACAAUGGUAAAUUGAUAUUAAACGUAUCAGCAAUGAUCGAAGAUUUUUACAUUCUUGGCAACGGACUGGUUGAAACUAUCGAUAUUCAGUCUACAAGCAUCGACACCACUUAAUCUGUACAUUGUAAAUAAAUAAAUAAGCUUAAAACUUAUUGCUUGUAUAAUAAUGAGAGAUUAUUUGAAUAAAGUACUUUUUACAAACACUAAAUGUAAUGGAUUAUGUUUAAUUGCGUGCUUUACCCGCCUCUCAGCA